Physella acuta is the source of this 693-nucleotide messenger RNA. RefSeq names its product protein atonal-like. The record is from RefSeq and is a predicted model, not a curated record. Gene Ontology annotation, molecular function: E-box binding; DNA-binding transcription factor activity, RNA polymerase II-specific; protein dimerization activity. Gene Ontology annotation, biological process: axon development; sensory organ development; positive regulation of transcription by RNA polymerase II. Lineage: Eukaryota; Metazoa; Mollusca; Gastropoda; Physidae. Gene Ontology annotation, cellular component: nucleus.
AUGACUGCACACGGAGAUAAACCGGCGGAGAGAAAGCGCAGGCGUGACGUCAUCAAAGAAACACGCAGCUCGUCAAAAGAUGACGUCAAACACUUCAAACAGUGCGAGGCUCAGGGCGCGUGCUUCCCCGUGACCGGCGCCCACGUCACGGAAACCUGCACGUCUCCGGCACCACGCGUGCCGCUACACGAGCACUGUUCUGGCACCGCGCAGAUCAACACCCCAGCAGACUACAGUUCUGUUUGGUCGACCUACCAUUCGCCGAAAACCACCGAGUACAGUAGCUCCUGUUUAUUCGAUCUAGGCACAGACGCCCUAAACAUUUAUACGAGUUUCAGCGCCUGCGAGAAGGGGAAACAAUCCAGCACAAUAUUUGACAAUGUUGCUACUGAAUCUGAUCGAGGGUGCAUGAGCAACCUAUUCCAAAGCUAUUGCUCGUACUACACUCACAGUGACCUUGACAACAAGGGGUCGCCUUCAGUACAGGAAGGUCAAGAUGGUGACGUAGUGGUUAAAAGGCGAUCAAGUGCGAACGCCAGAGAACGCAAGCGGAUGCAAAGCAUGAACGCAGCGUUCGAUCGUCUGCGAGAUGUCAUCCCAUCUUUUGGCGGGAACCGGAAGUUGUCUAAAUACGAAACAUUGCAGAUGGCCCAGAGCUACAUAAACGCUCUGGAAGAUGUAUUAAAACACUGA